This is a messenger RNA of Lodderomyces theae, 2982 nucleotides long. RefSeq names its product isoleucine--tRNA ligase. Bases 1 to 2982 code for a protein of 993 amino acids. NCBI's taxonomy places the organism in Eukaryota, Fungi, Ascomycota, Pichiomycetes, Serinales, Debaryomycetaceae. Gene Ontology annotation, cellular component: cytosol. The transcript has a single exon. Gene Ontology annotation, molecular function: aminoacyl-tRNA deacylase activity; tRNA binding; isoleucine-tRNA ligase activity. The record is from RefSeq and is a predicted model, not a curated record. Gene Ontology annotation, biological process: isoleucyl-tRNA aminoacylation.
AUGCUACUAUUUACACUCCCUCAAACACGAUGUCUCACCACAUUUGCGGCUCAUUUGAACAGGCCCAACUAUUCAAAGACAGUACAACUACCCCAAACCCAGUUCAGUCCCAAAAUACCACGCGGUGAAGCUCGAGACAAACUUAUCAAAAGAACUGGUGUUGACAUUUACCACUGGCAACAGCAAAACAAAGCCAACCACAAGCCUUUCACUCUUCAUGACGGGCCACCAUAUGCGAACGGUACAUUGCACGUUGGUCACGCUUUGAAUAAAAUCUGCAAGGAUAUCAUAAAUCGAUACCAAUUGAUACAUAAAGAUAAACUAAUCCGGUACCAACCUGGAUGGGAUUGUCAUGGGUUACCAAUUGAAUUGAAAGUGGAGCACAGUCUAAGUGGUGUAAAUUCCAAGAGUCCAGUUGAGGUUCGAAGGGCGUGUCGAAAUUAUGCCAUGACGAUGAUUGAUAAUCAACGCAAACAGUUUAUGGAUUUGGGCAUAAUGACGGACUUCAACCAGCCGUACAUCACAAUGGAUCAUGAGUUUGAAAGUAGGCAGUUGCAAGUUUUUAGCAAAUUGGUCGAGAAUGGAUUAUUGAGCCAGCAAUUGAAACCGGUGUGGUAUGGAUGUGAAACGCAAACCGCAUUGGCUGAAGCUGAAUUGGAGUAUAACGAUAAACACAAAUCAGUGGCGAUAUACGUGAAGUUCCCCAUUAUUGAUGAAGAUGGUAAAUUGAGGCGGAUAUUGGACAAGAGCGGACAUUUGUCGCUGUUGCACACUGAUCGUGUUAAAUUGUUGAUUUGGACAAGUACUCCAUGGACGAUUCCUGCUAAUAAAACCAUCUGCGUGAAUAAAAACUUGACAUACACGUUGAUUGCAAAAGAAGAUGAGGUACUUGUAGUCGCCAAGCCUUUAAUACAAGAGGUGCUCAAAUUAGAUCCCGAGUACACAAGUAUCGACAUUGACAUUCCCGGAGGUGAAUUGAUUGGCUUGCAUUAUAUAAACCCAGCUGCUGCAGAUAACUUACAAAAGCCGGUUAUACAUGGUGAUCAUGUUGUUGGAACAGCAGGUACGGGUCUAGUCCAUGGUGCUCCGGCCCAUGGGCGUGAAGACUACCUUGUUGCUAAACAAAAUGGGAUCAACAUUGACUCAUCCUGCGUUGAUAACAAAGGGAAAUACAUUGUUGAGGCACUUCCGCCGGGGUUCCAAAAAUUGGGUCCUUUAAAAGUGAAUGAAAUAAGAUCUAAUAUGCUCUGUGUCGACCUUUUGAAACAACAUGAUAUGAUUUUCCAUGUCAACAAGAAUUUCAUACAUUCGUAUCCAUAUGAUUGGCGAUCACAAACUCCCGUUAUACAACGUGCAACUCCACAAUGGUUUGUAAAUGUCGACAAGAUUAAGCCAUUUGCUUUGGAAGCAUUAAACAAGGUGGAGUUUCACCCUGCCAGUGGAUACAACAGAUUGACCUCGUUUAUUGAGAAUAGAGAUGAGUGGUGUAUUUCCCGACAAAGAUCUUGGGGUGUGCCAUUGCCAAUUGUGUACGAUACAAGUACAGACAAGCCGGUGAUGGACAUGAAUGUGAUUAACCACAUCAUCAGCAAAAUUGAUGAGUUUGGUACGGAUGAAUGGUUUGUGAAAGAGGACGAUAUUGGUAGGUGGUUGCCUUUAGAUAUGGAUGGUGGUAAAUACUACAAGGGGCAAGAUACAAUGGAUGUUUGGUUCGAUUCCGGAACCUCGUGGACAUCGUUACGUGAUGAUAUCAAGGAGUGCAACGACACUACGAUGCAGCCAUUAGCCGACGUGUAUCUUGAAGGUAGUGAUCAACAUCGUGGGUGGUUCCAAUCUUCCUUGCUCAACAAGGUAAUCUAUUCAGGUAACGAGGGCCAAACUUUCCAAUCAAUGGCCCCGUACAAGACUGUAAUUACACAUGGAUUCAUUACUGAUGCUCAAGGACAAAAAAUGGCCAAGAGCAAGGGCAACAUUUUCUCACCACUCGAAGCCAUUGAAGGGUGUAAAAAACCAUGGACGCCGAUCCUUGGUACUGAUGGAUUGAGAUUAUGGGCUGCUUCAUCCAAUUAUCAGCAGGAUGUUGGGUUCCAUCCAGAAGUAUUGACUCGAGUUAGUGAAGUCGGAAAGAAGUAUCGUGUUACAUUCAAGUAUUUAUUGGGGAACUUGUACGAUUUUGACAAUACGCCAGUGCCUUAUUCACAAUUGAGUGAUUUAGACAAGUACAUUUUGCAUACGUUGCGUCAAUUGCAAGUGAACUGUGCUGGAUAUUACGAGUCAUUUAACUUUUCACGUGUUGUGAGUUCAGUUAAUGCUCAUGUCAAUUCUGUCUUGAGUGCUGUUUAUUUUGACGUUUCGAAAGAUUGUUUAUACACAGAUGGUCCCAAUUCAAUUAGACGGAGAGCGAUCCAGACUGUGUUGAAUGAUAUUUUGAAGACGUAUGUGGGGAUCUUGGCACCAAUUCAACCAUUGACGGUGCAGGAAGUGUGGGAUGAGUAUGUUAAAAUCAACAAAAGUGUUUGUGAUUCACCAUUUAAAGGAUCUUCAGAGAUGUUUGCCCUACCUGACUCGUAUUUGAACCAGGAGUUGGAAUCUCGACUCAACAGCUUUUUCAAAUUGAGAGAUGAGAUUUACAAGGGGAUUGAAGUUUUGAAGAAUGACGAUUUUUUCAAAAAUAAGUUGGAGUUGGAGAUUCUCUUGUUUGAUCCAGAGACAAACGAUUUGUCAUCGCCGUUGUUUGAAUUCAUCAAGUCAAAUCAAUUGUACCUUGACGAUUUGUUCUUGGUAUCUAAAGCAAAACUUGUUGAUCGCAACGCUGUUGAACUGGAGAAGGGACAAAUUUUGGACAUCAAUGGAGGAGACAAAGUCGGUGUUGUCAUCAGACAUUCAAAUGAUCACAAAUGUGGACGUUGUUGGAAGUAUACUGCACCUGAACCCGACUCGUUGUGUGGUAAGUGCAGUACUGUUGUAAGUAGUAGUCCAUAA